Messenger RNA from Protopterus annectens (West African lungfish), 1186 nucleotides. Its product is annotated as transmembrane protein 238-like. The transcript is spliced from 2 exons. The record is from RefSeq and is a predicted model, not a curated record. The coding region runs from base 174 to 710 and encodes 178 amino acids. NCBI's taxonomy places the organism in Eukaryota, Metazoa, Chordata, Ceratodontiformes, Protopteridae.
CCAGGCUCGCGCUGCCCAGGUGAGGACACUGGUGCAGCUAGAGUAGUACAGGAGCUCGGCUUUCCGAGCCCCGCCCCCACACAGGCAGUUUCACUGCAGCUCACCUGGCUGCCACACUUGUCACAUCUCCAAGGAGACGUGGCAGUUGCACCACCUCCCAUUACCUGCGCAGCAUGGCGUUUAGUGCCACUGGCCUGGGGCGCUGCGCCUGUGCCUUCUGGCUAGCGGUCACAUUUGAUGUCUUUGGACUAACUGUGCUUCUCAUUGGAGUUUUUGCCAACGUGUUUUUCUAUGACUUUUUGAUUUACGCAGGGGCUAUCAUCAUUUUUCUUAGUCUUAUCUGGUGGAUUUUUUGGUACACUGGCAACAUAGAAGUACCGCCAGAGGAGCUGGAAGACGAUGUAGGGCUUAUCAAAAAACAACCUCAACAAGGGGUACUAGGACUGGUCAGGAGGGUCUCCAAUCGAAUUUCCAACAGUAUCCGGCGGUCCAACUCUUGGGUUAGGAGCUCUAUGAGGAGAAACCGAAACAACGGACAAGGUGAACUUGGCCCUUCAAGUCAAAGAUCAGCCGCUACCUCAUCUCCAGUGGUGUUGUCCAUGGCACCAGCUGGUACCACCUUGAGCACCGUUUCUGCAUCUGUAGAGAAAUGUGUUACCUUUGCAAAUACAGCACCACAGGGGACACAUACCGAAACUUCUCCUAUUUAGAUAUUAUGGUGCUUGCAGCAUGGGUCAACAUUUUACUGCCAGAUUCCGAAGAUUAAUAUUAGUCAUGCAAAAGAAACUCCUACAUGUUCCAAGGGAAAAGAGGCCCAUCAGGAACACGCUGCAGGAAUGCUGAUGACCAUGUGUUUCUUACCAUCAGACUUUGGGAAGAAUAGAAAGCCAAAUCAGCUGACAGUGUUAUAGCUAUAUGGAGAGGAGUUUCUGGCUAAUACCAAUGCCUUUGCUGAACUUUAUUUAUAUGAAAUUUUAAUUUUUUUAAUCAUGAUGAUGUUGCAUUUGUACAUAUUUUGUAAGUAACUUGAAUUCACAAGUAGUGAGCCAAACAUCUUUAGACCUCAAACAAAAAAAGUCAGAUUUUUUUCUUAUUUUCUUACAGAGUAUGGACAAUAUUAAUGUAAUCACUGUGCUAUUUUUAAAACUGUUAGUAUUAAAAUAAAAAAAUGGAUUCUUAAACAAAA